Molecule: messenger RNA, 1785 nt
Organism: Penaeus monodon (black tiger shrimp)
Lineage: Eukaryota; Metazoa; Arthropoda; Malacostraca; Decapoda; Penaeidae
Product: mucin-19-like
Source: RefSeq, a predicted model, not a curated record
AUGAAUAUCUUUGUGUAUGUUGAACGAGGCACUUUAGUGGUUGGUGAUAACAGGGUGGAUGCCACACUUUGUCGUUAUAUUGCAAAACAAAAUGAAGGUGGCCAGGUGCGUUCGUGUGACAGAACACCAAGGAAAUGUUCAGGUGUUGGAGGCACUUGCAUCAGUGUUGAAGAAGAAUGCAGUGGCAGAACUAUCUUUGACCUAUGCAAUAAUCGACACUGCACUUGUUGCAUAGAGAACGUAUGCGCUACGACCCCCCGGGAGUGUUCCACACAGGGGGGCACUUGCAUCAACGUCGAGGAUGAGUGUAGUGGGCGAACAAAUGGCGAGCUGUGCGGCAGCCCCCUCUGCACCUGCUGCAUAAAGCACGAGUGUCCUGCAACCCCCCGGAAAUGUUCGAAUGAAAACGGCAUCUGCAUAAACGUCCAAGAUCACUGCAACGGGGAGACUAAUCAUGAUCUUUGCCAUAAUCGACAUUGCAAAUGUUGCAUGGAAAGUGUCUGUGUUGAAACACGCGAGUGUUCAGAUGCACAAGGUACAUGCAUUCCUAAGACAGAAUCCUGUCGUGGAACCCAGAACGACAAGCUUUGCAGCAACAAACGCUGCACUUGUUGUAUAGAGUGUCCUACAACCAUGCAAUGUCAGGAAAGAGGUGGCAUAUGCAUAAGUGAUCAAGUAGAUUGCAGAGGACGAACAUUCGAUGGAGUGUGCACAAGGAACAAUUGCAAAUGCUGUCGUAAACAUAUUUGCGACAUCGCUGUGACUUCCACCACAACGUCCUCUUCAACGUCAACUUUAACUUCAAGUUCAACUUCUUCCACUUCAACCUCCACUUCGACUUCAACUUCCACCACAACUUCAACUUCCACUUCAACUUCUACCACUACAACUUCCACCUCAACUUCUACCACUACAACUUCCACUUCAACUUCCACCUCAACUUCUACCACUACAACUUCAACUUCUACCUCUACAACUUCCACCUCAACUUCUACCACUACAACUUCCACUUCAACUUCUACCACUACAACUUCAACUUCCACCACAACUUCUACCACUACAACAUCCACUUCAACCUCAACUUCUACCACUACAACUUCCACCUCAACUUCUACCACUACAACUUCCACUUCAACUUCUACCACUACAACUUCAACUUCCACCUCAACUUCUACCACUACAACUUCCACUUCAACUUCUACCACUACAACUUCAACUUCUACCACUACAACUUCCACUUCAACUUCUACCACUACAACUUCCACUUCUACCACUACAACUUCCACUUCAACCUCAACUUCUACCCUACAACUUCCACUUCAACCUCAACUUCUACCACUACAACUUCCACUUCAACCUCAACUUCUACCACUACAACUUCCACUUCAACAACCACAACGACGACGACAACAGCGCCUUAAUAUUUCUUUCUUCUUCGGAAGCGUCGACGGCUUUUGCUUAGAUCUAAGGAAGAGAUGGAUAGAUGCUGAAGCUCAAGAGAUCCUGUAUAAAGACUAUCUAAUCAUUUAUUUCUAUAAAUGUCUUCACAUAUUUAUGCUCUAUUUUGGACAUGAGGCGGGUGUGGCACAUAACAACGCUGAAGCAUUUGCCAAUCCAUCUGAAGCAUUUAUAUCCCCAUUUGAAGCAUUACGAACCCGCCUCGAUUUAUGUAAACCGCGGACACCAGAGGCCAUGCAGGACUUCAAUUUAGCUUUACAUUCUACCAAAGAACACAUGGUCAUCGAAAGGCAUAUAGAUAUCUGGUUCAUUAGUCUCAGUCCUUGA